CUCUGCAUUAGUCCAACCCAGUAAAGAAAGAAAGAGGAAACAAAAUGCCCCAGCUCACCAUCCUCGGCGCAACCGGCAACCAAGGCCGAGGGCUGCUCCGCGCCCUCCACGCCAACAAACACCACCACCCGGACUUGACCAUCCACGCCAUCACGCGCAACCCGGCCUCUGAAUCCGCGCAGUCCCUGCUCUCCGACUUCCCAGAGCUCCGCAUCCGCCUGGUCCCCGGAGACGUCUACCGCGCGGAGACCCUGCGCGACGGGUUCCGCGACGCAGACGCCCUCUUCGCCAUGACGCAUAACCGGCUCCCGGGGCGUCUGAUCGAGACCGAGGACGAGAUGAGGCAUGAGUUGGUGGCGGGGAGGAAUAUCGUCGAUGUGGCGAGGGAAUUCCACAUCCCGCACGUCAUCCUCAGCAGUCUGCCGAAUCUAUCGCGGUGCAGCCAGGGACGGUUCACCAAGGUGUUUCAUUUCGAUCAUAAGAAUCAGAUCGAGGAGUGGGCGAGACAAGAGCUUCCUGCCGUCACGGUUUUAUAUCCGGGGUUGUAUUACUCGAAUCUAUCAACACCGCAAUAUUGCCGAAGAACGGAAGACAACAUCGUCCGAUUCUGCGCCCCCUGUCCACCAUCUAAACCAGCUGACUGGGUCGAUCCGGCCUGGGAUAUAGGUGUCUACGCGGCUAAGAUCUUCCACCUCGGGCCUCACAAAACCGCCUCGAAGAUCUACCCCGUCGUGGCGCCCAAGAUCACCUUCGCGGACAUGGCGCGCACCUUCUCCGCCGUCACGGGCCAGCGCGCCGUCUUCGAGCCCAUCUCGCUGGACGAAUGGGGCCAGAUUGUGGCGCGCGCGGCGGGCAGGGGCUACGAGCGGGAUAUCCGGCAGAUGAUGGAGUGGAUUGUCGUGGCGCCGCAGGAGAAGGUGUGUUAUGGCACGAUGGACGAGGCGGAGGAUUUGUCGGGGGUGGAUUUGGGGGUCAGGGCGUCGACGUUUGAAGAGUGGUUGGUGAGGUCUGGGUGGCAGGGGCCGCCUUCCCAGGGGUAGAUUACAUGGCUGGUAUAGAGAUAGACAGAUGGAUUGAAAC
Messenger RNA from Aspergillus steynii IBT 23096, 1080 nucleotides. Its product is annotated as cinnamoyl-CoA reductase. Bases 45 to 1040 code for a protein of 331 amino acids. The record is from RefSeq and is a predicted model, not a curated record. The transcript is spliced from 5 exons. NCBI's taxonomy places the organism in Eukaryota, Fungi, Ascomycota, Eurotiomycetes, Eurotiales, Aspergillaceae.